CGAAGAGCGCAUCCUUCCAACGUCUAUAUUUCACCAACGGUCGAAAACUCAAAAAUAUAGAGAUUUCCCCAAUCCCUCUCGAUCUCAAUCUGCAGCUUAUUGUGUUAGAGUUGCUGAAACUUGAACCGAAGAAACAAAAAAUUCUCUUCCUUUGGCCGUUAUUUUUCUUUGUUUUGCAGGAAGCGCGCUGAUUUUUCCAUAAAUUCGCCCAUCCAGUUAAUAAAGAUGAGUUUUCUUGAUCACCCAGAUGACAUCGAAGCCCCAAACAUUCAGGUCUGGAACAAUGCUGCCUUUGACAAUGGAGAAUCCGACGUCUUGGCUACUGUUAGAACUCUUUCUUGGUCGACUGUGCAAGAUUCCUACAAGAACCACUCCUCCGAAUUGCAGACUGAUUGCAGCAAAGAAAAUUUGUGCCCUCUGAGUCUGAAGACCCCUGCUUCUGUCAAAUACUCUGUUCCUGCAAAGCCGCUCAGUCGCAAUGGCGUCAUUGAAAAUUCACAAGGGAAGCCACUGAAAACGCCUGGUAUGGUCUCGGCAAAGCUGUAUGCGGCGAAAAGGAAGGAGGAGGAGGAGGACGUGAUUUGUAAGGAGAGAAAUAUUGAUGCGGAAAUCGAGGAAACGGAGAAGGAAAUCAGCCGAUUGUCGACGAGAUUGAAAGCUCUUCAAAUUGAAAAGGCAGGACAGAACGCGGCAAGAACAACAGUCCAGAAAGGUGGAACAUUUGUGCCCUUGAAAUCAAUUGAGCCGAAAGUAAGUGGUAAAAAUUCAGAUGCGAUCAAAACGUUUGAUUACGCUUUAAUUGACUCGAAGAUUGGUCAGAGAGGCCUCAGUUUGGGGCCAUCGGAAAUACACGCCGGCGUCGGAGCUCGGCGGCAAGGAAAGACGGAACUCACUCCUGCUCAGCGGUUGCAGAGUCGUCGGCAAUCAUGCCUUCCGAAAUUACUAGACAUUGACGAACAGAAGGGGAAUAACAGAAGAGGAAGCAGCAUGAGUCUUAGCCCAAAAUCGCGGAGGACUUUGAUCAAGGCUCAAGGCGUACGGCAACCAGCCACCACCGUCGUAUCCAAAAGGGCGGUGAAAAAAGAUGGGGUUCUCGAUUUAAUUCAGCCAAAGAAGCUCUUUAUUAAAGACGUUGAAAAAUCAGUACCCCCCAGUGCGAAGAAACCAAUAAGGACAGGUAGAAUUGUAGCAAGCCGUUACAGUCAGACAAACGAAAAUUCAGCAGUAGCCACAGAGAAUCGUAAGAGGUCUUUGCCGGGGAACUGCAAAGACGACGGAAGUAGCAGAUAUGACAAGCGGCGGUCUUCGUCGGAGCUGUGCCGGAGCAAGGCGCCGCAGACCCGGGUGAAGAAGCGGUGGGAAACCCCAAGUGAGAGUGAAAUAAUGGCUCUCCAACAAGAAAUGGAAGAAAACUGUGCAUCUUCAGUUUCCAAGGUGGGGGAUAUGCUUCCAAGGAUUAGGACGACUCGCUGUGCGAAUCAGAGCCCAAGGGACUCGGGACCGGCCAAGAGGGUGGCUGAAUUGAUUGAUAGUAAGACAAAUUUUUUUGCUGAUGAGGAGAUGGAAGCAUCGAUCUGUCAGAAGUUGAAUUUCGCUGAGGAUGAGGAGGAAGAAUGAGGUAACGGCGGAAGUGUUGGUGUUCUCUUAAACCCUUGGUAUUUUUUAUCUCAGCAUUAUGUGAACCAUAACCCCUGUUAUGGAAACAGCCAAACAGGAAGAACUUCUUCUUUGUAGACUUGUGUUUGUGCAAAUUAAAUAAAAGAUCGAGCUUUCGCUUUUCAGGA
Molecule: messenger RNA, 1784 nt
Organism: Momordica charantia (bitter melon)
Lineage: Eukaryota; Viridiplantae; Streptophyta; Magnoliopsida; Cucurbitales; Cucurbitaceae
Source: RefSeq, a predicted model, not a curated record